This is a messenger RNA of Perca flavescens (yellow perch), 854 nucleotides long. Its product is annotated as permeability factor 2. Bases 190 to 489 code for a protein of 99 amino acids. Gene Ontology annotation, molecular function: chemokine activity. NCBI's taxonomy places the organism in Eukaryota, Metazoa, Chordata, Actinopteri, Perciformes, Percidae. The transcript is spliced from 4 exons. The record is from RefSeq and is a predicted model, not a curated record. Gene Ontology annotation, biological process: immune response; defense response; chemotaxis. Gene Ontology annotation, cellular component: extracellular region.
UUCAGCGCUAGAUUCAAACAGCAGAGUGAGAAGGCAGCUGAACCAAGAAAAGGAAAAGUAAAGGAAAGAAGGAACUGAGUAGAAGAAUUCAGUACUAGAAAAAGCUCUUUUCAAUUCAGACUUCAUCAGAUGGCUUUCUGAAAGACAAUCUUUAGUGUUAAUUGUUGCACAAUUUUGUAAAAGGCAAAAAUGAUGAUCAGCAGAGUCCUUGUCGCCUCUAUUGUGGUGCUCCUGGCCUUCCUGGCCGUCAGUGAAGCGAUGAGUCUGAGAAGCCCGGGAGUGGAGCUGCACUGCCGCUGCAUCCAGAAAGAGAGCCAACCCAUCGGCCGCCACAUCGAGAAGGUGGAAUUGAUUAUUGCCAACUCCCAUUGCGACGAGACUGAGAUCAUUGCCACUCUGAAAAAGACAGGCAAAGAGGUUUGCCUGGACCCUGAAGCUCCCUGGGUGAAGAGAGUGAUUGAUAAGAUCCUGUCCAACAGAAGACGCUGAACAGACCAGGAGAGAUGUGCUUCAUGAGUCUGAGCCUUUUGAAAACAAAUGAAAAGUACCAGAAAGUAUUUGUUCUCAUCCCACUCAUCUCAUUUUAAUACCAGAAGAUUGCCUAAUGUCCUGAUUUUCAAAAAUGAUAAUUUACCCAUUAAGGUUAUGUUUGUAUCCGACGUGUUAUUUAUUAACAAGUAUGUGUUUAUUUGUAAUGUUACUUGUGUGUGUUGUAGCCAAUUACUCUCUGACGUCACUUGGCUGCUCUAUUGCUAUCUUGUCUAAUAUUUAGACAAGUUAACAAGAUGUAUUUAUGGAAUGUAAAUGUGUGUGACAACCUAUUUCUGAAUUAAAAAAGUUUACUUGAAAUUGAA